UGGGUAAAGCGGUGGAGAUGAAUAAGCAGCGUUCCCCGAAGCCCCUCCCCCCGGCCUCCCUCCUCCCCGAGCAGCCGGACCCCCCCUCUGGUUCUGCUCGGAGUCGUGGAAAUCUGAGCGACGGAUCGGACGCCGGCACACACUCCAACACACACUCCUCCCCCUCCAACACACACUCCUCCUCCUCUUCCUCCUCCAACACACACACCUCCCCCACGCUCAGCCCCCCCCCCGGACACCUCUCAGACAGCGGACACGACUCUGACUCCAACGUGUCUCCGUUCUGCCUGCAGCCUCGACUCGGGGACGUUCUGCCGGUCGAGAAUCAAGAUGGCGUCUGCAGCCCGACCGGAUCUCAGUUUGACUUCAGCGCCUCCAACCUGGAGCAGCUGGUGGAGGAGGACCCCGACCCCUUCAGGAUGGAGGUUCAGUGUCCGGUGUCCUCAGACGUUCAGAGUGAGGAGGAUCAGGGGGAGAGAGAGAGUGAAGCCCCCCCUCUGAACUGGCAGAGCCUCGUCAGCAGAGGAGUCCUGGAGAGCUUGACCCCUCAAGAGAUCAAACGACAGGAAGUCAUCAACG
Molecule: messenger RNA, 579 nt
Organism: Notothenia coriiceps (black rockcod)
Lineage: Eukaryota; Metazoa; Chordata; Actinopteri; Perciformes; Nototheniidae
Product: rho guanine nucleotide exchange factor 12-like
Exons: 3
Biological process (GO): G protein-coupled receptor signaling pathway
Cellular component (GO): cytoplasm
Molecular function (GO): guanyl-nucleotide exchange factor activity; G protein-coupled receptor binding
Source: RefSeq, a predicted model, not a curated record